CCUUCAUCAGACUCCCAUCUAGCCUGAGCUCUCAGGAAGACUGAGACAGACCUUGAUCCUUCAGGGCAGUUCUGGAGGGAGUCAAACGUAAUCCCCUCACCUACCCCCAUUUCCACCCUUUUGAAAUGGCUUCUCAUUUGUCUCUAAUCUUUAAGAAAGGGUGGACAGAAUUAGAUGCUGCAGCCUUUUACCAAAAGAGACAACUUUCCCUUGUGGAACUUUCUUUAAACAAUUCUUGAUUCAGGGCUGUCCCAAAGAUGUGCCACUGAAACUGUGAGGGAUAUGAUUUGGGACCCCAAUGUCUUAGCCAUCUAUACUCUGGGAAUUCUGACGAGAGGAGAACAGAGACAGUGAAACUGUAUUUACAGACCCAAAGACUGAGGAGUGAGGGACAGUUGGAAAGGGGUGGGGAGGAAGCAGAAACAGGGGAAAAAGGAAUAUUUUCAUAGCCUUUCUGUGGGCUCUCAGGAGGCAGGAUCCCAGACAGACCUUCAGAGACCCCAAAUCUUCCUGGGUGUGGGCGCUGUCCGAGGUGCUGACUGGACAGCGCUGUUGCUUCAUUAACUUCUGAGAAUCAGUAUGAUUGCAGGGGACGAGGGAGGAGUGGGGUGUGGGGUCAGUUGUCGGAAUGUGCUACCCAUUUCAAGGUAAUUUGCCAAAUGAUGCAGGGAAGCAUGUAAUGGUAGCUCCAACUGGAAGCUGGAACUAUUUCAAAAUUUCAGAUUUUGCCAUUAGAAAUUUGAUCUAGGGGUGUAGAAAAUCUUUGAAAAUAUAUUCAAACAGAAAAUAUAUUUUUGAACAGUAUGUUUGUUUUGCUAUGUUCUGUAGUGUAAUCACAAAACCUAGGCAUUGUAAAGAACCUUGGAAGUCAUUUAACCUUUCACGGAGAGCAGAGAUCUAUGAUUUCCCUAUUUGAUUACUUUCUGUGAUACCCAACUCACUACCAAACUAAGAGAACAAGUAGCUGCCUCUUCUGGGGUCCAGUAAAAUCUGUUUGUGUUACACUUUUGGGAAUUUGUUAUUACUUUUUAUCUGUCUAUAUAUUUAUAUCCACUUCCCCCUUUUCCUACUUGAUUUUAUGUUUCCCAAGAGUAGGUCCCUAUGGUCUUUAUCAUUGUACUGUUAACACAGAACCUCUUAAUAAAUCUUUAUAAGAUUCGUUCAAAUUACUUUGCAUUUUUGAAUGGCUCUAGUCAUCAAAAUUUUCUUUACACUAAACUAAAAUCUGAGCAUAUGUAACCUCUAACCAUUAGCCCUAGUUCUAUCCUUUGGGAAUACAGAAGAGUACUAAUAUCUUGUAUUUAUGACAGUUCUCAAAAUAACUGAAGGCAGUUAGCAUACAUGUCCUAAUUUUCCUCUUUGCCAAAGAGGACUAUUCUUAGUACCUCUAACUCAACUACAAAUUCUAUCAUUUCAAGUAGGAUUAUCACCUUUCAAAGCUUGGACACUAUUACUUCUGUAUAGCACAAGAUUGCCUCAGCUUUUUCUUGGCUCCUAGAGAGAUUUCAAGAAGUAAAAUAUCAGUAUUUUAGAUCUAUACUACUCUUGAGCCAUAUAUUCCCUGUCCUACAUUUAAAAAAUCUAAGUUCAGGGUUUUGCAUUUAUCCCAUUUAAUUUCAUCUAUCCAGUUGAUUCCUUCAAUUGCUGUAUUAGCUAUUCUCCAAGUGUUGUGUCAUGCACCAAUGAGAUGAAGACUUCAUUUAAGUCAGCUAAAGAUUGACUGGCAUAGAGUGCUGCUGCGUGCUGGUAACACUCUUACCCAGAACCUACCCCUGAAGAGUCUGAUGAGGAUUUCCUCGACCUCUAGCUGAUCCCCCAGAUGGCUUGGAUAUCAUGCAGCUUGAGCGGCUGGCAUAUUGGGCAGCUCUUUCUAGGCAACCUAAGGAUGAUCAAGACAUAUACAAAAGGUUUUUAUUUCACUACUCCAGAACUCAGAAGCCGAUACAUCCAGUUAAAAGUGGGUUUCCUCCUGUGCACCCGUUAAUGCGCAUGGCUGCGCAGCUCGCCAACCGGAAGGUGAAAAGAUUUCUGCAACAGCACGAGGCAUGGGGUCACAGCCAACUGACGGUAAGCCUGGGGGAUGCGGUUCCUGUUACAUUAACCUGUGCCACAUUCACUCACAGGAUUCGGGGACUGCUGCAGUGGAUUUCACCAAGAAGGAUCACACUGCCACCGGGGGACGACCAUUUUUCCUUUUCAGGCCAAGGAACGGAAGAAACACUGAAGAUAACACUCAGUAGGACAGUCCGAGAAUUCAGUGACAAAGAGAAACUGGAUCAGAUAAAGAAAUUGGGCAAUUAUUUUGAACACAUGUCAACUUUCUGUGAGAGAUAAAAGAUAAUUCUCUUGCUCUAUAUUCACUAGAAUAUUCAGUUGUAUAAAAAAUAAAGCAGCAUGGACACAAUAUUUUCAUUUCUUAUUGGGAAGU
Messenger RNA from Lutra lutra (Eurasian river otter), 2428 nucleotides. RefSeq names its product neuromedin S (gene NMS). The record is from RefSeq and is a predicted model, not a curated record. Lineage: Eukaryota; Metazoa; Chordata; Mammalia; Carnivora; Mustelidae. The coding region runs from base 1834 to 2334 and encodes 166 amino acids. The transcript is spliced from 10 exons.